Messenger RNA from Tripterygium wilfordii, 1524 nucleotides. Its product is annotated as receptor homology region, transmembrane domain- and RING domain-containing protein 1. The record is from RefSeq and is a predicted model, not a curated record. The coding region runs from base 137 to 1000 and encodes 287 amino acids. NCBI's taxonomy places the organism in Eukaryota, Viridiplantae, Streptophyta, Magnoliopsida, Celastrales, Celastraceae. The transcript has 6 exons.
CUCUACCAACUGCCCAUAUUCGUCGUCGCCCAGUAGUGGGAAACUUUUGCCACUCUCAACCAACUGCCCAUAUUCCUACCUACUCUACGUUCUUGGUCUGCAACUGCAAAUAGCCAAGCACAGGGGGAGAAGAGAGAUGAAGCAGUCCGUAUUGUUGCUGUAUUUGUAUUGUAUCACUAGGUCGUUAGCAUCCGCCGCCGUGGUUUUGAAGCCCUUCUCUUUAGCCUUCCCAGACCUUCCCGCCAAAUUUGGUCGUAGGAUCGAUGAUUCUGGUGUAUGUGGGAGUCUGCACUUGGCGGAUCCUCUGGACGCGUGUUCUUCACUUCGAUGGGGAGUUCAAUCCAACGCGACCGAUCAAAUCAGGUUCGCUUUGAUUGUGAGGGGUGGUUGUGCUUUUCAGGAAAAGCUUCGAAACGCUCAGGAUGCUGGUUUUCACGCAGCAAUCGUUUACGACGAUAGAGAGAAGGCGAAUCUGGUUUACAUGAUGUUGAAUCAUGAGAUCACCAAGAUUUAUGCAGUGUUUGUUUCAAAGGCUUCUGGUGAAGCUUUAAAGAACCACGCUAGAGGGGUAGAGGGUGAAUGCUGCAUCUACCCAUCACACAGUGAAGCUGCGUGGACUGUGCUGGCAAUAUCGUUUCUAUCUGUUAUUGUCAUAUUUGCUUUACUGGUGGUAGUCUUUAUGGCCCCUAGACACUGGCUAUAUGGGCAACACACAAAUUGUCAGUUCAAAUGCAUAGAUACGAAACUAGUGGAGGCCUUUCCAUGUAGAACAUUCAACUCUGAUCAUCUGAGUAACUACCAUGGUGGAGAAACCUGUCCCAUUUGCCUCGAGGAUUAUAAAGAUGGGGAAAUUCUUAAAGUUCUCCCCUGUCAACACGAAUUUCAUUCAAGUUGUGUGGACUCAUGGCUGACUAAGUGGGGGACAUUCUGCCCAGUUUGCAAGCUUGAUGUCAGGACCAAAACUGCAUAUUCGGAGGUUAAAAGGGGAAUCUGGGCAUAGAAUUGGUGGAGUUGAAUAAUGAGUUUUCUGACUUUGAAAUGAGGGGACCAUUCUUUAGCAGGGACAGCCAGUUGCGACUCUACUGAAGUACUUAAACCCAUCAACAUGUUGUGGGAAGUCUUUAAAGAGUGAUCAAGGGGGAUGACAUAUAGUCUCUUCGAGCAGAAGGUCCGGAACGAUUGUUCUUCGUCUUUGACUCCAUUGGAAUGCGACAGAACAAUGUCUAACCUCCCAACCUAGCUUCUUGUCCUCGACUUGAUCCAGAACUUGAAAUUAUGGAUUGCCUGCAGCAAAUGCGGCAUCAGAAUAAUACUAUUAGGCACUCCAAUGGCAAUGGUUUAUAGAUAAUGUAAAAAAAAUAGAACUGUUGUAUAUGUAUGUCAAAUUUCAAUGAUGGGGAGUUGGCCCUGUUACUAUCAAUUUGGCCGUGUUAGCUGUGCAUAUUUGGUUUCAUAGGGUUGUACAAAGGCUGCCCCUUGUCUCUUUUUUUUCCAUACUUUUUUGAUGCACGAUCUUCUGGUUCA